GAGGUUAUAAUUGUCUGUGUCCUCUUGGAUUUGGUGGCGAUAAUUGCAAUGAAAUGCUGCAAGUCAGUACUCCAUCAUUCAACCGAACCUCCUACCAGGAAUAUUCUUCUCCUGCUCCAAUCUCACUCACUACCAGUAUCUCCCUCUCCUUCCAUCCCACCUCAUCAAAUGGGUUGAUCCUUUACAUUGGUGACGUCUCCACGACUCGUGACUUCCUCUCCCUCUCUCUUGUCAGUGGAAGAAUCCAACUACGCUAUGACCUUGGCUCCGGCGUAGCCAUUAUAGCGAGCUCAUCCGUUAUACCAUUAAACCAGUGGACCAGUGUCACCGUCAAUAGAGUGAGGAAAGAUGGGAUACUGGUCGUUGACGGUGUCAGUACUAAUGGUAGUUCACCUGGUUUCGCUGGAUUGCUUAACCCUGUCGGUAAUUUGUACAUAGGAGGAGGGGCAGGGGGUGUGGGAGGGUAUCAGGUAUCACCUAAUGCUGGGUCUCAUGUGGGUCUCACUGGCUGUGUGGAUACUGCUACUCUUAGAGUCAAUAGCUUUGGUUUAGGUGCUGUGAUAUCAAGCAGAGGCGUCAUUCAGUGUCAGGUUGAUCCCUGCUCUCAUUCUCCCUGUCAAAAUGGCGGCUCUUGUGUCUCUAGUGAUCUCACUUACUCUUGUGUCUGCCCAUUGGGUUACUCUGGGGAUCAAUGUCAGGAAA
Messenger RNA from Amphimedon queenslandica, 702 nucleotides. Its product is annotated as agrin-like. Gene Ontology annotation, molecular function: calcium ion binding. NCBI's taxonomy places the organism in Eukaryota, Metazoa, Porifera, Demospongiae, Haplosclerida, Niphatidae. The record is from RefSeq and is a predicted model, not a curated record. The transcript is spliced from 3 exons. The annotation marks the transcript as partial.